GUCAGUAAAUUAUCCAUUUCCAGAUUGCUGUCAGUCUGCUCCCAACAGGCAUUGACCGAGUUCAUACCAAUAGAGGACUCAUGUAAUGACGAUAACCGUACCGCCAUCCGCUACGUCAAAACCGACCCGUUCGACAGGAAAGGAGAAGAAAAUAAAGAAUUUCUUUGAACACGGCAAGGAUGCAUUGGAAUUAGCCACCUUGAUAGCUGCGACCGAGGAGAAAAAGCAGUUGAGCAGAGCAGAGCGGCAUCACCGGCCACAGGCUGGUCAACCAAAGCCAAAGCAAACCGAUCAUAAGAUCAGUUCAAAGGAUAAACUGAAGGAGAUGAAAACAAUUAUCGCCGCACAGCGAGCACAGUCUAAAAAGGAGAAGGUUAAACUACGGAAAGAGAAACACAAAACAUGUCAGGAUAAUUCCGGUACAAGUCACACGGGCGCAUCCAAUAACGCCAAAGGGCCAGGUCUCCGAAAGAAAGUUUCCUUUGCUUAGGCUUUAGUAUGUUCUGAGUCCUGUGAUCAAUAUCGAGUGCCGUCACAUUUCGUUAACUGUAUACCGAAUGUCCCUGGGAGCGCGGAGUGCUGUCAAAGUCAUGAUUCGCUGAAGCAGUGACAGCUGCUAUAUUGCUCCUUGUUGAUCAUGCUCACCAAAAGGCUGACAUUGUGAAGUGUCAUGGAGACGUAGUAUGUUCGUAACUGGGUGCAAUUGUGAGCUAUUUCUCGCG
Messenger RNA from Serpula lacrymans var. lacrymans S7.9, 722 nucleotides. RefSeq lists its product as uncharacterized. The coding region runs from base 86 to 490 and encodes 134 amino acids. The record is from RefSeq and is a predicted model, not a curated record. Lineage: Eukaryota; Fungi; Basidiomycota; Agaricomycetes; Boletales; Serpulaceae. The transcript is spliced from 4 exons.